This is a messenger RNA of Glycine soja, 1048 nucleotides long. Its product is annotated as methyltransferase-like protein 23. The coding region runs from base 1 to 663 and encodes 220 amino acids. The transcript is spliced from 6 exons. The record is from RefSeq and is a predicted model, not a curated record. Gene Ontology annotation, cellular component: nucleus; cytoplasm. Lineage: Eukaryota; Viridiplantae; Streptophyta; Magnoliopsida; Fabales; Fabaceae.
AUGAUUCUGAAGCGCCAAGCUUCUACAUCUCCAUCAUCGAGGUUCUUCACUUCCCAGUCCCACUACACUCUCCAUGAAUUUCCCAACCAACUAACAAUUACUCUUCUUCUCGCAGAACAUGAAGGACGAAUAUGGCCUAUUCCUGUGGCCCUGCAGCGUAGUUCUCGCCGAGUAUGUGCUGGAACUUCCUUGCCUGACUUGGUUGCAGCAAAACUCGGUGCCUGUGUCACUCUUACCGAUGACUCCACCAGAUUAGAGGUGCUUAACAACAUGAGAAGAGUUUGUGACUUGAACAAACUUGAGUGCAACGUGUUGGGAUUGACAUGGGGAGUUUGGGAUUCAUCCCUAUUCAGUUUACAGCCAACAAUUAUUCUAGGGGCUGAUGUGCUGUAUGAUUCAAACGCCUUUGAUAACCUCUUUGCCACUGUGACUUUCCUGUUUCGAAAUUCUCCUGGGUCAACUUUUAUAACCUCAUAUCAUAACCGAAGUGGGCAUCACCUUAUUGAGUUUUUGAUAGGAAAAUGGGGCUUAGAGUGUCUGAAGCUUCUUGAUGGGUUUUCCUUCUUGGCAUCUGACAAAGCAUCACUGCUAAGUGGUAACAUUCAAUUGGCAGAGAUAUCUCUUAUCUCAAAAGAUAAUGCCCGAGGUAGCUCAAAAUUGUGAUAAAGCUUAGCAGUUCUCUCUCUUUUUUUUAUUUAUUUAUCCGGCAGCCAUUGUUAUUAUCUAUGUUCUUUUUGCUUUGAGAAAAUUCCAUUUCAUAUAUAGAUGAUCAAGAAAUUCAAUUGGGCUUGAUCAUGCUACAGAAAUGCCUCUUAAAACAGAUACUGCACUUCUUUGCUAUACAUUAGAUGAAGAAAAGACACUGUUCCUUUUUAUUUUCCGGUUGCUUAAUCUUGAGACAUGGUAUCAAGCAGCAAUCUUUAUGGAUGGGGACUAGGAUGUAAAUUGUUGAGGAAUUUGCCUCUAAGGAUUGCUAGGUGUGUUCUUAUAGAUGUAUAAAAAAAAUGUUUAAAUGUUGAUAUUUGCAGUGCUGUCAAGUGGCUAGAGU